AUGGAACGCGGGCUCGCAGACUUCGGCCGAAGCCCAUUGCCCAAGCUCGUGCCGGUGAUAUCUGUCAGCUCGCUUAAGGAUUUCCCCGGAUUUUCAGGCUGCAGUCGCAACAUCGGGGCACCAAAUCUGUUGUUGUGGAGUCCGGGAGAGCUUUGCUCAGAAGCUUCUUGGGUACCAGAGCAUGGGAGUGUGCAGACAUCUCCCGCCCAGGAGGUUUGCCUACCAUACAACCAUGUGAGCCGUUCUCGCAAGGGUAACUUGAAGCCCCAGAAGCCCAACAGUUUUGCCCUAAUUACUCAUGAGCUCUUACCAGACAUCCGCCUGGCAUGGAAAGUGGGCCUUAGUUCUGUCGACGCAAACAAGGAACAUAUAAAUGUCCCAGCAGCACCAUUCGCCUUUCCUCGGGCCGAUCUAUUUGCCACCAUAGCAGAUGGGACUAAGCGGAUGAGCACACUCAGUACCUGGCUGCGUCUCCGACCGGGCCUGCUGGCCAUGCAAACGCCUUCGUACACUUCUGCCAGAAUGAGCCACCAGAUGUGGAGAGCAAUCCUCACCUAUGACUGGGUGGGCCAGUCGGACGUGAGGGAUAGGAUCAGAGGGAAGAUUACCGAUCGAAGGGAACUAGCGUUGAAAUUCCUGGAGGGAUGUUUGGGAGAAAUGUCUGUUGAGGCCCAUGGAAUCUUGGUGGAAGGCAAAUGGCGAGGCACACCCAUCAGAGAUGUCUCCAGGGAAGACGUCCACGAGAUACACUGGGAGCUAGCCGAGUUGGGGUUCAGACUGGAAUUUUUGUCUCUGGAUAGGCAUUUGAGGGACGUGAAUACAGAAUCAGCUAUACGGAAGCAUCUUGUCCAUUUAGGCCACUGCUUUCCCCUCGGACACCAUGAUCGCUGUUGGGUGGUACACCUAUCGGAGGCUCACCAUGGUAUCGGCAAACCCGGGUGGAUGCGUUGGGCUCCGUACUUAUGCUCCAUGCAUCGGGUUAUGAGCAAAUGGAGAGGUUGUCCUGCAUCCAUCUUGUUGGACAAGAGCAGAUACACGGAGGAAAUGGUGACAUCUUUGGAGCAAGACCUUGCCUCUUUUUACUGCAACAGUUUCUACGUAACUUUUGGCCAUGCACCCUGUUUGCCACGUGUGUUGACACACAUGUCCACGGAGGGGAACUAUCCUGAGUGUGCAAUGCCCCUCUCGACAGCUGGGGGCUACUACAAGGAUGUCACAGAGUGGGAGGCACCAUACUAA
Molecule: messenger RNA, 1239 nt
Organism: Desarmillaria tabescens
Lineage: Eukaryota; Fungi; Basidiomycota; Agaricomycetes; Agaricales; Physalacriaceae
Exons: 3
Coding region: 1-1239 (412 amino acids)
Source: RefSeq, a predicted model, not a curated record